AGUCGCUCAGGAUCCUCUCGUGAGUGUGUCUGACAGAUUGUUCAGCUUGUAAUGGUAGUAACAUUGUGUGUUGUUUUUAUACUCUCAGCUUGUGUUCACAGCUGUGAUGGGAACCUGCGCUUUGCCUCCUACUAUGGAGACCACAUGGUGUUGCAGAAGUCUCCAGAGAGAGCUGUGCUGUGGGGCUAUGGACCUGAGGGGGCUCAGGUCACCGUCUCCUUGUCAGGACCAAUAAAACAGAAACCCUUAGUGGUCACUGUGACAAAAGGUAUCUGGCGAGUCACCCUUGACCCUGUUGAGGCCGGUGGUCCCUACAUUGUGAUAGCAGCUGUUCAGAACGGCACAGCCGUUCUAACAGAUGUGCUGUUUGGAGAUGUUUGGCUGUGUGGAGGACAGAGCAACAUGUACUUUAAAACAUCUCAGAUUUUCAAUGCAUCACAGGAGCUGGCCCUUGCAGCAAAGUAUCCUCAUGUCAGGCCCUUUAUGGCAGCUUUGAGGCUGAGUGAAACUGAGCUGAUUGAUUUGAUUCAAGUGGAGCUUCCCUGGUCUGUGCCCACAGCAAGACGCGUGGCGGAGUUCUCUGCAGUGUGCUGGCUCUUUGGACGUUACAUGUAUGAGACCCUGAAGUACCCCAUAGGACUGGUGGAGUCCUGUUGGGGAGGCACGCCUGUCGAAGCUUGGUCAUCUUCAAGAGCACUGCAGCAGUGCGAACUAGAUCAAACUAAAGAUGGCCCCAACAACAAUUCUGUCUUGUGGAAUGCAAUGAUCCACCCAUUGCUCAACAUGACCAUCAAAGGAGCCAUCUGGUACCAAGGUGAGGCAAAUACAGACUAUCAUCAAGAGAAGUACAACUGCUCCUUCCCUGUUAUGAUUGAUGACUGGAGGAUGGCGUUUCACCAGGGCUCUGGGGGGAAGACCGCGCAUGACUUCCCCUUUGGAUUUGUCCAGCUGUCCACCUACCAAAAAGGCUCCACAGAUUACGGCUUCCCAAACAUUCGCUGGCACCAGACAGCAGACACCGGCUUUGUCCCAAACCCACGGAUGAAGAAAACCUUCAUGGCUGUGGCUAUGGAUUUACCAGAUGAAACCUCGCCCUAUGGCAGUAUCCAUCCCAGAGACAAGCAAGAUGUAGCCUACAGACUGACUUUGGGAGCAAGGGCAAUAGCUUACAAUGAGAAGGACGUGCUCUUCCUUGGACCUUUCCCCAAACAAAUCCUGUCCACUUAUAAAUAUGUCAACAUCACCUACGACCAGACGGUCUCUGUCACACCGUCCAAAGACAUCUUUGAGAUCUGUUGCUCGGGUACAAAGGCUCCAUGUGAGUCCAAGUCUCCUUGGGUCCCAGUUCCCAUCAUGCAAUGGGGUGUGACCACUGUCCUGUUACCCAAUUUGUGUGGCGGUGAAGCGGCUGCCCUCCGAUAUGCAUGGACAAACUGGCCCUGCGACUUCAAAGCCUGUCCAAUCUACAGCCGCAGUAGGAUUUUACCUGCACCUCCUUUUAUCAUCUAUGCAGCCAAAGGAAACAUUUGGAAAAGUUACUGAACCAGUAACUGUAAGAAGCAAAGUGAUAAAAAAAAAAGGUGUACUUUUUGUUUCUUUCAUGUCAAAAUGAGCUGAUUGGACAGACAUGAAGCCAGAUCGACCAGACCUUAAGUUCAACAAGGCAAUUCAUGACACUGUGGUGAUGAGCCUUGUAGUUAAUAUUAGUCUGCUUUUCACCGAUAUAAAGGCACUGAUAAAGUAUUAAUUUAGCCAUAAAUUCUUGGAGGGGUGGAUGGGUUAUUUGGUUUGAUUGUAAGAUUGUUUUGAUUAGUUUGGUUAACAAUAACCAAUCAUUCAAUUUAAAAGAUCAGUCUGUCUGCUAAACCACUGAACAUGCUUACUGAACUAACUUACUUAACCCUGGGACAGAUAUAUGGCUAUAUAUAAUUUUGGUUACACUCCUGUAUACACUCUAUGCUGUUACAACCACUGUCAAUAAUUGCUGGACUGUAUGAAUGUAGACAAGUAUGACAAAUGUGUAUUUUUAUUUGAACAAAACUGGAUUUUGAAGUUUACAACACAAAUGUGUCUUUUUGAAUUGAAAAAAAUUUGCACAAAUAAAAGACAAAUCCACAACUAA
Messenger RNA from Dicentrarchus labrax (European seabass), 2122 nucleotides. It is a transcript of the gene siae, whose product is annotated as sialic acid acetylesterase. Gene Ontology annotation, molecular function: sialate O-acetylesterase activity. Gene Ontology annotation, biological process: carbohydrate metabolic process. The record is from RefSeq and is a predicted model, not a curated record. The coding region runs from base 52 to 1542 and encodes 496 amino acids. NCBI's taxonomy places the organism in Eukaryota, Metazoa, Chordata, Actinopteri, Moronidae. The transcript has 10 exons.